Enterobius vermicularis (human pinworm) is the source of this 567-nucleotide messenger RNA. The record is from the annotation of a GenBank genome assembly. Lineage: Eukaryota; Metazoa; Nematoda; Chromadorea; Rhabditida; Oxyuridae.
AUGUGGAAAAAAAUUCUUCUUGACUUAAGAAAUCCCGUCAAGAGUCGACAUCUCGAUUCCAUUAAAAGGGAACGUUUAGGGGUGAUUUUUCAACGCGAAAUACUAGAAAUUAUGGAGCAAAGCAGUGAAUUGACAAAUUAUCGAAUUAGUAUUUCCAAGGUUGCUGUUCCCCCUUCUUUCUCAGAAAUUUCUGUUUUCUGGCUUGCCAGAGGUGAUGGGACUGACGAGGAAACAGGUAAGGUGCUCGAGUCUUUUGGAAGUUCUAUGCGAGCCAAACUGUCUGAAAAAUGCGGCUUUAUUAAAAUUCCAGUAGUCAAAUUUGUGAUGGACGACAAGGACUUAAGAGAGCAAAAACUGGAGAGGUUGUUUCGAGAAGCUGAUUACGGUGUGCCGUACAGAACUAUAAGCAACACAGCUGAGAUUAUUGGUGCGGUAAAUGUCAAUGAUCCUGCUUCAAAACCGAGAGAUUACAGGACUAGGGACGGGAAGAAAAAGCUUCCGUGGUUACAAAAUUCAAAGAGAAGGAAAUUGCCACAAAAGGAAAGCGAAGAAGCUGAUUUGUUGUGA